UGGGAGUUCCUCUUGUUUCUUGGCGUUAAAGAAAGAUCAGCAGCAUCUCUAUCACCGCCGGACCUCAGCGAUAAGGGAGUUUUAUAAGAUAUGGUCCAUUGCUGAUGGCUCAGUCUGAGCUGUUCGUGACGAGAGCUUCCCCUGUGGAGGCGAGGCCCAUGGAGCUAGAUGUUCUGGGGUUCCUGCAACGUUUUGGGGAUGAAAACAGCACAGCUGAGAGAUGCUACCGCUCGCACUCCCACAGCAGCGUCCUCCAGGGUCUGCCAUUUGGUGGGGUUCCCACGGUCCUCGUCAUCAAUGUCGUAAUCUGGAUGUUUUUACUGCUGAUCUUCUCAUGUCUGAGGAAAGCUGCUUGGGACUACGGCCGCCUGGCUCUGCUGAUGGAGAAUGACAGUCUCACAUCCCUGUUUUAUGGAGAACCAAGUGAGAAAGAGAAGUCGCCUUCAGAAUCCAGUCCCUCUGACUCUGAGACCAAGGACAUGGGCUUCUGCUCAUGGCUGUCAUCGCUUUACCAUAUGAAGGAUGAGGAGAUCCGAAGUAAAUGUGGCAUUGAUGCCGUGACAUAUUUGUCCUUCCAGCGCCACAUCAUCCUGCUCAUGACAGUGGUUACCCUGCUGUCUUUGGCUGUAAUCCUGCCGGUCAACAUUUCCGGGAACCUCCUGGGAGACAGUCCUGAAAACUUUGGAAGAACAACCCUGGCGAAUGUUAGUGCAAAGGACAGCUUUCUGUGGCUGCACAGCGUCUUGGCUCUGGUUUACUUCAUUAUCACGUUGCUGUGUAUGGCUCACCAUUCGCUGCAGCUGGAAUACAGAGAAGAUGAGAAGGUGGCUCGGACACUGAUGAUUACCUCCAUACCCAAGGAGAUCUCUGACCCAGGACUCAUCACCAAACAUUUCCAUGAGGCCUACCCAAGCUGCACUGUCACCGACAUCCGGUUCUGCUUUGACGUCCACAAGCUAAUGAGGCUGGACUUGGAGAGGCGCAAGGCAAUGAAAGGCAGGCUGUAUUUUGCCACAAAGGCCCAGAAGGAGGGAAAAAUCAUGAUCAAGACUCAUCCGUGUGCUCAGAUCUUCUGCUGUGACGUCUGCGGCUUUGAAAAGGUGGAUGCAGAGCAAUACUACAGUGAAUUAGAAGAGAAGCGGACAGAUGAGUUUAAUGCUGAGAAGAACCGCAUCACCAUGAAGAGGUUGGGCAUCGCCUUUGUGACCUUUCGCGAUGAGCGGAUGACUGCUGUCAUUGUGAAGGACUACGGUCGCGUGAACUGUCGUCGCAGGCCCCAGCAGUCCAGCAUCAGCACCGUGGUGCAGUCGCACAAAUGGGACGUCAGCUACGCACCUGCUCCAAGUGAUAUUAUAUGGGAAAACCUGUCAGUGUGUGGAUCUCGUUGGUGGCUCCGCUGCGUCCUCCUCAACAUCCUCCUCUUCUUGCUGCUCUUCUUCUUCACCACUCCUGCCAUCAUCGUCAACACCAUGGACAAGUUCAACGUCACAAGGCCCGUGGAGAGUCUGAGGAGCCCAGUCGUUACAGAGUUCUUCCCGACCCUUCUGCUGUGGGCGUUUUCAGUGCUCCUGCCCUUUGUUGUCUACUACUCCGCCUUCUUUGAGUCCCACUGGACCAGAUCUGGUGAGAAUCAAGUGACGAUGCACAAGUGUUUUUUCUUGCUGGUCUUCAUGGUCAUCAUCCUGCCUUCACUUGGUCUGUCCAGCCUUGACCUCUUGUUCACCUGGCUCUUUGAUGUCAACUUCCUGGAAGAGAAGGAUUUAAAAUUUCAGUGUGUGUUUCUUCCUGACAACGGUGCAUUUUUUGUAAACUACGUAAUUACAUCCAGUUUGAUUGGCACGGCUAUGGAAUUGCUACGUAUCCCUGCACUGACGGUGUACGCACUGCGUCUCUGCUUUGCAAAAUCCCAAGCUGAGCGGAUUCAUGUCAAACGGAGUCAAGCUUAUGAGUUCCAGUUUGGCCUUGAGUACGCCUGGACCAUGUGUAUCUUUGCUGUCAGUAUGACCUACAGCAUCACGUGUCCCAUCAUUACACCCUUUGGUCUGCUCUACGCGAUCCUGAAGCACAUGGUCGAUCGAUACAACAUCUACUAUGCUUAUGUUCCCACCAAACUCAACCAGCGAAUCCACAGAGCAGCCAUUAGCCAGGUCAUUGUAGCUCCCAUUCUCUGCAUGUUCUGGUUGCUCUUCUUCUCCGUGCUCCGAUUAGGUCCAAUGCAUCCGAUCACCCUCUUCACUUUAGUGUCCCACAUCUUCUGCAUUGUCUGUUACCUCCUCCGCUUGUGCCUUAGGAAGCAACCAGACAAGUCAACAAGCUACCAGAUGUCUGAUCAGCCAGACGGGACGCUCACUGAUGCAGACAGGAGUACCGUAACAUCCACCACCGCCUCCAGUCUUUUUGUGGCAUCUGUGUUGCUGGAGCCAGAGCUGGCUUUGACUCCGAUGCCCUCCCCAGCCCACCACAGCUAUGGCGCCAUGGCCAGCUCUCAGAGUUCAAACCGUGGGCCAGCGGAGGAAGAAGAAGGAGAGGGGGAACACACCCAGACCCAUGAGACUGAGCUCCAAGACCCACCAGACCUCUAUUGCUCCACCACGCUCAUGGACAGCUCCAUGGGCUACCAGUAACACCAAAUCUCCACCCAAAACUGACUUCUACGUGUCCUUCAGCUGAAGAACACAGAUUACUAAAUGCCGCAAUGCUGCGUUUUCACCACUGACCUCAGACUCCAACUACGCUGCUGCCUCGGACUCUGAGACUAGACUGUGCUUGCUAGUAAGGCUGAAGAGCCUGAAGAGUAACGGAGCCUGAGAAUACAGGAGCUAAAUGCUCUUAAACAUCACAGUUGCAGAAGAAAGCCAUUUGCCUAAACAAUCUGCCGAACCCAUCAGACACAGCUCAACAGAACAUAACACCAAGCUAAAUGUACAGAUUCUUUUAGCUAAAUGAUCAGAUGCUGAUACGGACUCUGUCUUCUUCUAUGGCUUAAUUUGCAAAUUAAAAAGGUUACAAGUGAUGCAGACUGUAAUAGAAAUGCAUUAUGGUUUCAGUCAGAGAUACUCUAUCCAUGCUGUGUCGCUUGGAAAUGAGUGGAGGCGAAAGUUCCCAUCAGAGUGGGUGGUGUGAACAGGCUUGCCCUGACAGACUGACAGAGGGGUUUGGGCAUAGGUGAUAUCUGGUUCCUCUGUAGCAGAGCUCGGCAAGGCUGAGGGUGAGGGCAGCUAGUUGUGAAGCCAUCUGCAGUGAGACAGCAGACAGACGGACGGAGGGCCAAAUGUAACUCAGAGAUGUACCGUAAUAUAUGUACGCUCUAAACGGAGGCGCAAACAGCUUGACUCAACCUGAAGCUUGUAACUAUUAUCAAUAUAAGGUUGAUAUUUUUGCUACAGUAUUUUUGGUGUCAUUGAUAUUGUGCUUUGGGUUGGGGGCGGGAGGAAUCGAGGAUGUACAAUGAUUUGCAGAGAUGUCUCAUCUUAAUCAAAACCUUACCUAAUUAUGUUUCGACUGUACAUAUGGUCAAAGUGGAAUAGCUUGAGCUUUUUGGAAAUCUGCUAUCUAUUUUCUUGCUCACAGUUUGGUAAGAAAAUAAAGCAUGUAGCCUGUUAGCUUAGCUUAGCACAGGUUGGAACUAAUGACCACUGAUUGUGCACUAAUUUUCUGGUAGGCGUAGCGAGAUACUCUGAGGGCAUUAUAUAGGGUAUAGUUUGGAAAGUACUUUUAAACGUCAAACUCACUUUACUGUUAGCAUUGUUACGUCUUUGUGUAACGUUACUGAAACUUGGGGACUCGAAACAUGGAGAAAGGGCUAGCCUACAGGCAGAACCAGUAACUUUGUGGGGUGUUGAUGCCAAGAAUCUUGUCUUCACUUGUAGACACACGGGCACCCUGGUAAGUAGUUAUUUCUAUAAUACUUUUUUUCAAGUCCACCUAAAGAAUGCAUGUGCAGUAGCUGCACUGUAGAGUAGCGUCUGGAUUAGUCUACACAGAAAAUAGGCAGGCACUUGGUUUUCUUUACAAAACCUGUAGUUUACCUUCUGAAAUUUAGAUCUCUUGGCCCCAGGGAGACAUUUGUAUACACUGGUUAAGUACAGAGUCAUGGCAAAAACAAACUAAAUGUCUUUCAGUUCUGAGGUUUUAUUUAUCAGGACAUAAUAAAAAAGUUGUGUCUUUAUAAGGUAACAAAAUUGGAUAAAUACAACCGAGGAUGAACAACACAUGACAUAUUACAACAAGUCAUUAUUUAUUUAAAAAAAAAUCUAAGCCAAAAAUGCAGAAGCAGUCCUCUGGAAAACUAAAUCCAUGUCAUGAUUCAGUAGCUUGUAGGAGCCCAGUCAUUCUUUUCUGUGCGAUGGCAUCAGUCUCUCAUAUUAUUCUGGAGAAAUAAUAGCUCACUCUUCUUUACAGAGUUGUUUCAGUUUAUUGAGGUAUUCAUUUAUGCACACCAUUUCAUUCAGGUUGAGGUCUGGUCUUUGACUGGGCCAACACUGAUUGCUUUCGUUUUCAGCCAUUCUGUUGUAGAUUUGUUGCUUUGUAUUGGAUCAUUGGCCUAUUAUGCAAAUCAUUUUUGGUCGAGCUUUAGCUGUCGACCAGAUGGCCUCAUAUGUGACUCUAACAUACCCAGAUCCCUUUAGCUGCAAAGCAAACCCAAAUCCUCAUCCCUCCAUUACAAUUAGUUGAGGUGGUUGGUUUUCACUGUGGAUUGAGGCCAGACAUCUCCACUUUAGUCUCAUCUGUUCAAAGGACAUCGAUCCAGGGGUCUCACAGUUUGUUCAGAAGCAAUGUGGCAAAUCUAAGCUGUGCUGCCAUGUUCUUGUUAGAAACAAGAGACUUUCCCCUGGCAACACUUCCCAAACACUACUUGGUCACUCUGAGAUGUAGCUCUUGCGUUUUUUUUUUCAGUUUCUCUGAUUGAAUGGUCUGACCUUUGGUUGAAUUUGCUGUGAUGUCCAUUUCUGGGAAGAUUGGCAACUGUCUUAAAUGUUUUUCACUUCUCACUGUAGAAUAAUGGACUUUAAAUUGCUUGGAAAAACUUCUAACGUUUCCCAGAUUGACGGGCAGCAAUAGUUCUUUCUCGAAAGUCAUUGCUGAUGCCUUUCCUCCUUGGCAUUGCAUUAGCACACAUCUGAAUGCUCCAGACCAGCAAACUGUCAAAAUCUCUGCUUUUACCGAGUUGGUCAGACUUACUGACGAUCAGUUAAUCAAGUGCAUUGAUUAGCAAGACCUGACUGCUACUUUCUCUUUUAAUUCCUAAGGAAGCAGUAAGGGUGUACUUUCUUACACUGCUUCUGCAUUUUGGCAUUGCUUAUGUUAAUCAGUAACGACUGAGUGUAAUAUGCCAUGUGUUGUAGAUCAUUUAAGGUUUUCACCAUGACCGUAUAGCAUUGUGCAUAGCUAGCAGUCUGUUCGUUUAGCCCAUAACAAAAUUACAAUAUCUUUGGCUUAGCAUACAGACCUGAAAGGAGGGGAAACAGCUAGUUUCUGGUUUUAAACCAGAGACUGGUUUAAAAGUAGCAGAGACUUUGCUUUAUGGUGUGUUGCUGCUAAGCUAAGCUAACUUGCUAUGGUACUAAUAUAUACAUCAAAGUGCAGGCAAGAAAGUGUUUUGUAAAAUGUGAAGCUGUUCCUUUAAGUUGUGAAGAAAUGGAGUAUAAUAGAAGCGCAUCCUAAAAUUACAUCAUUUUCCAAAUAUGCCAUGGAGUCUGUUUUGUGCCACUGCAGGAGAACAACAUGGAAAUCUCCAGAAGAAGUUUUUCGGUUUUGCUAAGUUUGCUAAACUCAAAAGCUUUUAUAAAAUUUUCCAGUUUUUUUGAUGUUGGUCAAAUAGGUCAUUGCUGAAAUUAGGUUUUGUUAUGUUGCAAAGACAAACAGUAAAAUAAAGCACUAUCAUGCUGUUUUCAGUUGACAUAUGCUAUGUAACACGUCACUGCAUGUUAAUUAUAUAUCGUCUAAAUGAGGUAUGCAUUUCAUAUGUGCUAAACUUCAUGUUUUUUGUGUCAAUCUGUUGGUUUUUUUGUUCUUUUUGUUUUUCUUUUAAAUCCUCUUUACAGCGGGUCAAAGAUUUUCUCAUGUGACUGAAUGUUAAUUUCUUACUCAUGUCUUUUGCUGUGCCUUGGGAAAAAAAAACGCCCUUAUUGUGUGACAAUCCAGCAUGGCCUGAAAUAUGCUGCAUGGACGAAACAACCAAGAGAUAAAAAUUGUAACAAACCCAAAACUCAAUUUUUUAACAGCCAGUGCGUCCUUCAUUCAGAAUAAAACAAACAUACAAUGUGAGCUUAUUCUACUAAGAUAUUAACAGUCAAUCUGCACACGAGGUCCUCUACCUUUAUCUUUAUCUAGAGCUUUUGAAUAUAUCACACGAUCUUCAUCAGCAUAUUAACUGGCUCAGCUGUCAUCCAUUCAUUCAAAGCUUACACCAUCCUGCGUACUCGUGGGACAGGAAGUCCUAAAGACGAACAGAUCACUGACCAGUGCGCAAACCUCAUCUGUUCUUGAAGACCAAGUGAUGGGAUCAAAAGCUGUAGAAUAGGAAAGCAAGUGAAUGUCAUAAAAAUGGUUAAUUGCGAGGUUAAGAAUGAGCGCGUGGCUUGUAGUUGUAUCAAUAUUUUGUAUUGUGUACUUGUUUGUGCCUUGUCACUGAUUUCAAUCAAGCCCUUUUUAUUCCUCGGUUACCUUAUUUUUGGAUCAUACGUAUGUAUGACGGGGUUCUCUAAAUGUUUGUCUUUUUGAUUAACAGUGACUGCUAUGGGUUAGGUAGCUCCUUGUUGUUAAGUAGAGUAAGUUAUAAUCGGUUUUCUGUUCUGUCUGAGAGAGUGUAUCAUGAUAUACUUAUAGUCAUGCUUUAUAUAACAUUAAUGGCACCUUUUGUUAUAAAGUGACAUGUAUUUUGCUCGUUUUACAGGGACUCUAAUUGUAGUAGCUUAUGCUGUAUAAAGUAGAUGAAAGCUAGCAGCAGAGCGCAGAUGAAGUGGCCACUGCAGAGGAUCAUGAAGUUUAAAAAAACAGAACAUCAAAGAGCAUCUCAAAAUUUCAGUCUCCAAACUGCAAACAUGUCCCAUGGCUUUCUCUUCCAAAAGCCCGUUUCACAGAUCAUUAAAUGUGCUUUCCUUUGAAAAAUACAAAAUAAAAACUAAUAGGGUAUUCUUAGCUCUAAUGGCCAUGCGAAGAGGGAUUGUCCGUUCCCAUGCUUUACUAGUUUUAUUGCAUCCGGACAUGUCUGUUCAUGUGCAGUCAGCUUGGCCAACCGAGGUCUAUUGGGUUUCCAGACGUGCCCGAUGCUUUUUGCUCUUCGUUUAUAAAAUAUGUGUAUCAUAAGUACAUUAUUUCAGAUUUUAUUCUGCUGUAAAAGUGGGCUGUUAUUAUCUCCAAGAAGUCUGAGGUUUAGGGACAGGCUGUGUUCAAGAUUGAUCUCUGUCAGGCUAAUGAGUUUUCAUCUGUUAUAAGUGAAGUGCUGUGAUCUGAGAUUAAAAUGAAUUCA
Maylandia zebra (zebra mbuna) is the source of this 7471-nucleotide messenger RNA. It is a transcript of the gene tmem63c, whose product is annotated as transmembrane protein 63C. Gene Ontology annotation, cellular component: plasma membrane. The record is from RefSeq and is a predicted model, not a curated record. Gene Ontology annotation, molecular function: calcium-activated cation channel activity. Lineage: Eukaryota; Metazoa; Chordata; Actinopteri; Cichliformes; Cichlidae.